Messenger RNA from Myotis lucifugus (little brown bat), 716 nucleotides. RefSeq names its product adenylate cyclase type 10-like. Gene Ontology annotation, cellular component: cytoplasm. Lineage: Eukaryota; Metazoa; Chordata; Mammalia; Chiroptera; Vespertilionidae. The record is from RefSeq and is a predicted model, not a curated record. Gene Ontology annotation, molecular function: adenylate cyclase activity. Bases 93 to 716 code for a protein of 207 amino acids. The transcript is spliced from 5 exons.
AACAGCUUUGUGGGAAAGUGGAGGAACCACUUCACUGCCUUUUUAAUGACCUCUUCUUUGUAAAGUUUCCCUUAUCCUUCGAAGUUUCACACAUGGAUGACCUGGCCAGACAAAAGAAGAUUAAAGAGUGUUUUUUUCAAGUGCUACAGGAGGCAGUGAGGGAAACACCACUGAUUUUCCUCAUUGACGAGGCCCAGCAUAUGGAUGCAGCUUCCUGGGAGUUUUUGGGAACUUUACUCUCCAGUGUGCCCAUCAUCAUGGUGAUGACAUUGAUGCCUACCUCCACCCUGUGUGGUGGGGCCCAGCACGUCCUGCAGAGCCCUCAGGCUCUGCUGAAGCCCAUUUCGAAGUUAGCAGCAAACUCACUAUUGAAAAUGGCAUGUUGGGAACUAGGGGCGGUGAGCAUCCCCCAAGAGCUGCAGAUCUACCUUCUUCGCAGGUGCUUGGGAAACCCCCUCUACUGUAAGGUUCUAUGUCGGGACCUUCUCUCUAAGGACAUAUUACUCUUUCAUGACCUACAAAAGGGAGAGGAGGAGAACAGCAAGUGGGAGACCCUCUCAGCCAAUGCCACAAAAUCCACAAUGUAUAGUAUUUCUCCUGCCAGCUCUGAAGAAGACCAGAAAUUUUAUGUCUGCACAGUCAAGGAUGAGGUGAACUUGGACACAGUGCUUCUUCCACCAUUGUUAAAAGGCAAGUUCCUCAAAGAACUCAAAUGA